AUGAGAGAUAAACUCUCACCGAUUCACUGGUCCGUGAACUACACGUACGUGGAGUCUAAAACAGGCAGAGUCAGAGGAGGACAACUUGAGCCAGCCAUAGACACCACCGUGCCGUUGGCUUUCGAGAACAAGAUCAACAUCGCCAACAACUGUGGAAAAGAUGAUGUGUGCAUCCCUGACCUCAAAGUACAAGCAGCAGCUGACCGAGAAAAAUUCAUGCUUGGUACAAAGGACAACUCAAUGAUUGUUAAUGUGACUGUGCAAAACGGUGGAGAAGAU
Messenger RNA from Cylicostephanus goldi, 279 nucleotides. Lineage: Eukaryota; Metazoa; Nematoda; Chromadorea; Rhabditida; Strongylidae. The record is from the annotation of a GenBank genome assembly.